Paramecium primaurelia is the source of this 351-nucleotide messenger RNA. The record is from the annotation of a GenBank genome assembly. NCBI's taxonomy places the organism in Eukaryota, Ciliophora, Oligohymenophorea, Peniculida, Parameciidae.
AUGGAAUUGCAUUGGGAUACAAUAGAGUUUGAAUUUUGGUUAGAAGAUUUAAAAUAAAUAUAUAUAAAUACUUUUUAUUCAUUAAUUGUUGAAAAUAUUUUCUUUUAAUUAUCUAAAUUAAUUUACAAAGAUGAAGAAAAUUUUGAUUUAAAUUAAAUGAUAGAUCUAAUUUAAUAAAUUGAAAUUGAUAAUUUUAUUAAAUUAACACUACAAUUUCAGAUGUUUAAUAUUGUACUAACAUAUGCUUCGGGGUUCGAUAAGGUUAGAAAUAAGAAAAAAGAGAUAUCUUUAUUUAUAAUGAACAUAGUAUUAGAAUAUUAUAAAUAUGUUGCUGAUAAUAGAUUUCUUUGA